This is a messenger RNA of Cajanus cajan (pigeon pea), 1870 nucleotides long. RefSeq lists its product as uncharacterized. NCBI's taxonomy places the organism in Eukaryota, Viridiplantae, Streptophyta, Magnoliopsida, Fabales, Fabaceae. The record is from RefSeq and is a predicted model, not a curated record. Gene Ontology annotation, biological process: sesquiterpene biosynthetic process. Gene Ontology annotation, molecular function: cyclase activity.
GCCAUAGCAGUUACCACGUUCAUCAUAUUUCUCACUGUGACUAGCUUCUUUUCUGGAUUCAAUUGGUAACACUUCCACCAUUUUUGGCUAAAGCACUUCUACCCGACCUAUCGAUAAUCAAGUCAUUAUUGGACCUUCAAAUCAAAGCUUUUAUAAUCAUACUGACUGGUAAAAUGACUCAAGAGUAUACUAUUGGAGGUAGCUUGCAAGAGGGUCUACAAGAUGCAGCUUCAGUUGGACCUUCAAAUGGUUUCAAGAUUAAUGCAAAUAGUGCUCUUCAAAUUUCAUCAUCGCAAAGGGGACUUCUAAGCGAUAAAAGUCAUCAUAGAGGAAAACACAGAAUGUUGACAUCUAUUGCUAAUAUCUAUAAAUUCUCACAUUUUGUGCCUUCAUCUGUCAAGGAAAAUUUCAGAAAACCUUUUAAUUGUGUUUUUUCCCAGAUUGAUUGGCAAUCUCUCAGGAGAAGCUGCAAGCAAUGGAUUAAGAAUCCUUUGAACAUGGCCCUUCUUUUAUGGAUAAUUUGUGUAGCUGUUUCAGGAGCUAUUCUUUUUCUUGUCAUGACAGGAAUGUUGAACAAAGUCCUCACAAAGCAGUCACAGAGGAACUCAUGGUGUGAGGUCAACAACCAAUUUCUCAAUGCUCUAUUUACUCUCAUGUGUCUAUACCAACAUCCAAAGCGGUUCCACCAUCUUGUACUUCUCUGUAGGUGGAAGCCAAAGGACAUUAUAAUCCUAAGAAAAAUAUAUUGUAAGAAUGGCACUUGCAAGCCUCAUGAAUGGAUCCAUAUGAUGGUGGUAGUUGUGUUACUCCAUGUUAUUUGCUUUGCUCAGUAUGCCCUUUGUGGCCUUAACUGGGGUUUCAAUAGAUUUGAAAGACCUGUUGUUGGGGUUGGUAUAUGCAUCUCCAUUGCAAUUGCUGCUUCAGCAAUUGCAGGAGUAUACUGCAUUGCCAGCCCUCUAGGCAAGGAGUAUGAAAUUGAUGAAGAAGCACAGAAUCAUAUUCCCACUAAUAACACAUUUGCGACAAGAAAUGAUCAUAGUCUUGUUGAGUACACACCUCAAUGGAGAGGGGGACUAUUUGAUUUUUUGGACAAUCUUUCUGUGGCAUGUCUUGCUCUCUUUUGUAGCUUUUGUGUCUUUGGAAGGAAUAUGGAAAGACUUCAUUUUGGUAACAUGUAUGUCCACAUUGCAACUUUCCUCCUCUUCUGUGUGGCUCCCUUUUGGAUCUACAAUGUGGCUACCUUGAAUAUUGAUGAUGAGUCUGUGAGAAGAGCUUUUGGGUUGAUGGGUAUAUUGCUUUGUGUGUUUGGUUUACUCUAUGGUGGCUAUUGGAGGAUUCAAAUGAGGGAGAGAUUUAACUUGCCACCAAAUAAAAUUUGUUGUGGGAACCCAGCAAUGACAGAUUGCAUACAGUGGCUAUUUUGUUGCUGGUGUUCCCUUGCACAGGAAGUAAGAACUGCAGAAUUCUAUGACAUAGUUGAUGAGAAAUUUUUCAGCAAAAGACAGACUGAAAGUUGUGUUCAGCCUGCACUGAACUCAUUGCCUGCUGAAGAUAAAGCUCCUCAUGUUACAUCAAUGUCCACUUCAUUUUGGAGCAGUCAUGGUUUGUCUAAGAUCUGGUCUGAAGAGUCAAAAGAUUAUUCGAGAGAAAAAAAGCAAAAUGUUAUGGAAGCGCCUAUUCCUCUAUCAAUUCAAAUAGAUGACAAUGACAGCAAAAGAACAUAGAGAGGGGAAACCUCAAAAUGCUUUUAGAUGUCAAAUCCAGGUUAAUAUUGUUACUGUAAUGUUAAUUCUGAUAAGUCAUGUAUGCAUUCCAAAAUAGACUUUUACAUUGUAAUAUUUAAACAUCAAUUUUCGAAUCAGAUGGUAAC